Molecule: messenger RNA, 1399 nt
Organism: Chroicocephalus ridibundus (black-headed gull)
Lineage: Eukaryota; Metazoa; Chordata; Aves; Charadriiformes; Laridae
Gene: PDLIM1
Product: PDZ and LIM domain 1
Exons: 7
Coding region: 64-1041 (325 amino acids)
Biological process (GO): heart development; muscle structure development; actin cytoskeleton organization
Cellular component (GO): Z disc; stress fiber; adherens junction
Molecular function (GO): actin binding; muscle alpha-actinin binding
Source: RefSeq, a predicted model, not a curated record
GGCCGGGCCGGGCCGGUGCGGGCGGCGGGGCUGCCGGGCGACCCGCGAGGUGCAGCCGCGCACAUGGGGACGCACCGUAUCGUUCUGUCGGGCCCUGGGCCCUGGGGCUUUCGCCUGGUGGGCGGCCGGGACUUCGAGCAGCCCCUCACCAUCUCCCGGGUGACUCCAGGUAGCAAAGCUGCAAUAGCCAACUUGUGUAUAGGAGACCAGAUCAUAGCCAUUGAUGGGGUGAACACAGAUAACAUGACGCAUCUUGAGGCGCAGAACAAAAUCAAGGGUUGCACAGAUGAACUAACUCUGACGGUCAACAGAACGGAGUCAAAAGUCUGGUCGCCACUUGUAAAUGAGGAGGGAAAGACGCAUCCUUACAAGAUGAAUCUGGCCUCUCAGCCGCAGGAAAUAAGGCACAUAGGAAGUGCACACAACCGGAGCGCGGUGCCCUUCACUGCUGCCACAGCUUCUGCCCCCAGAGUGAUCACUGCUCAGUACAACAGCCCAGCAGGCCUCUACUCCUCAGAGAACAUCCAGACCUUCAACAAUGCCGUGGAGUCAAAGACAUCACCUGGGGCCCCAGAGCCUACCAAGCCUCUAGAUCAGCAUAACCAGCCCCCAGGCGGCAUCGUCAUAGACAGAGAAUCUGAGGUUUACAAGAUGCUCCAGGAGAACCAAGAGUCAAAUGAGCCGCCCAGACAAUCUGCUUCCUUCCUCGUGUUGCAAGAGAUUUUGGAGUCAGAAGGAGACCCUACCAAACCAUCGGGAUUUAGGAGCGUCAAAGCCCCCACCACAAAGGUGGCCUCAUCGAUUGGGAAUGCCCAGAAGCUGCCCAUGUGCGAGAAGUGUGGAUCUGGUAUUGUAGGGGUGUUUGUGAAGAUCCGGGACAAGCAGCGUCACCCCGAGUGCUAUGUGUGCAGUGACUGCGGCACCAACCUCAAGCAAAAAGGACACUUCUUCGUGGAAGACCAAAUCUACUGCGAGAAGCACGCGCGGGAGCGGGUGGUCCCCCCAGAGGGCUACGAGGUGGUCACUGUCUUCCCAAAGUAAACCGCGCUGCUCACAAAACCAGUGUGGAUGGUUUCUCCUCUGCUGCUUUUCCUUGGAAAGCAUCGUCCCUGCCCCCCCGCUGAAUCUUGUUUGCAAUAAGGAAUGCUAGGCAUGGCUUUGGGUUUCCUUGCCAUUAUUAAUCCUCCAUCUGUUCACAUGAGAUGUCACUAAUUGUUCAACAUUCUUUUCGUCUCCUCUUUCACUGUUUGGUGUUGGUUUUUUUUUUAAUACACAGAGUUGUUAUUUUUUUCCUCCUUUGUGCUCAGUCGCACAGGAAAAUCAGAGGCCAAAGUCAGAUUAUGACUCUUCUGUCUCCCAGUUAUUUGCCUUCUGUUUGCAUUCAAUAAACAGGGUGAAU